Sorghum bicolor (sorghum) is the source of this 1512-nucleotide messenger RNA. RefSeq names its product extensin. Gene Ontology annotation, biological process: defense response. The record is from RefSeq and is a predicted model, not a curated record. Lineage: Eukaryota; Viridiplantae; Streptophyta; Magnoliopsida; Poales; Poaceae. The transcript has a single exon. The coding region runs from base 16 to 1122 and encodes 368 amino acids.
AGCAGAUAUUUAGGGAUGCUGGGACGCGGCACGAUCCGUCAAUCGUCGCCCACACUCGCCCUCACCCACCCGGCCACCCGACCUGCCUGCAAAAGUGCCAACUGCCACCCACUGCCGCGCCGCCGCGCCAUGGCUUCCCCGUCCCCCUCCUCGCCCCUCCACCCGCACCAGCACCAGCACCAGCACCCGCCGCCUCCGAAUCCUCACCACCAAUUCCAAUCCCCACCACCUUCGAUGCCACCGCCGCCGUCAGCGGCGCUGCCUAAGGCGUUCGACCUGGAGGUUACUGUCGUCUCCGGGAAGCACCUGAAGAAUGUCAACUGGCGCCGCGGCGACCUCCGUGCCUACGCCGUGGUCUACCUCGACCCCUCCCGCCGCGCCGCCACCCGCCCCGACGAUGGCGGCGGGUGCAAACCAACCUGGAACGAGCGCCUCGUCCUCCCGCUUCCGCCCCACCUCUCCCCGCACGACCCCUCCAUCCUCCUGUCCCUCGACGUUUUCCACUCUAAGCCCUCCGAUUCGCCCAAGCCGCUCGUCGGAUCCGCCCGCUCUCCUCUCCGCGACCUCCUCUACCCCGCAAACCCUAACCCUAGCCACGAUCCCGCAGCCUCCGCUCUCGUCAGCCUGCCUCUCCUCCGCCCUUCCGGCCGUCCACAGGGAAAGAUCCGCGUCCGCGUCGCCAUCCGCGAGCGCUCGCCGCCUCCUCCUGAGCCGCAAUACCCUCCGCCUUCCAGCUCCCCAUACUACUUUCCACCGCCUCCUCCCGCCUACUCGGCCCCGCCGCAGUACGGAUCCGACCAGUACUAUCGCCCCAGUGGGUACUACUCUGCACCUGCACCUCCACCACCUCAGUAUGAGUACACUGGAGGGCCCUCUGCACCGGUGGACUACAACAGGCAAUAUGAGCAGAGAGGGAGGACUGGGGGCGGUGGUAGUGGCAGUGGGAAUGGAAGGUAUGGAGUAGGCACUGGGCUUGCGGUCGGUGCUGUGGCUGGAGCUCUCGGGGGUCUAGCAAUUGAUGAAGCUGUGAAGUAUAAGGAGGAGAAGGCUGCAGAGCGGGUGGAAGAGAAGGUUGUACCUGCUGGGAGGGAUGAUUACAGCGAGUAUCGUGGUGACUAUUGAAUGGAAGUUUGUGUGAGUGUGGCAUUAAGAAAGCACUGUGAGUUGAUUCUUCUUCCAUGCAUAUGUGGGAAUAAAGUCACAGUGUUAUAGUCUAUGGUUUGCUCCAUGUAUGUAUAUAUAUUUGUGAUGUUUUGGAUUAUUCUGAUACCUAUAACCUACAAGGUUUUAUGAUGACAGAUUUUGUGUGUAACAUAAAGGUCUCACGGUUUGCUUUGAUGGUGUACUUGUGUAUUGUUGUCUUGAUGUUGGGUGUUAUCUUUUCCAGCAAUUGUAUUGUACUGCUCUGUUUUCCUUUUAUUUGGUGUGUUGAAAUUGUUGUAUACUCAUCAAAGGCAGCAUUGCUUUGUAGUAAAUUCAAAGUUGGAUAUAAACAUUUGUUUGUACAGCAAA